Messenger RNA from Zootermopsis nevadensis, 4026 nucleotides. RefSeq lists its product as uncharacterized. Lineage: Eukaryota; Metazoa; Arthropoda; Insecta; Blattodea; Termopsidae. The record is from RefSeq and is a predicted model, not a curated record.
CCAGCGGCAGGUCAUUGGCGACAAAGCCAUUGUGCAAGGAACACACAUCUGCACGACGGCCUGAGGCUGACACACUACUACAAACGCCCAAACAGCCGUCGAGGAGAACGGCCAUGACCCGCAACCCGGGUAUCCUGCUUACCGCCGUCUGUGGCUGCUGGCUGCUGCUCGCGCGGGUGCACGGCGACCUGCCCAAGGUGCCGGACGCGGACAUCACACCGCCUCCUAUGGCGGUGAACUCGAACGGCUGGCGGCCGGUGCCAACUUCCUCCCAGAAGUCAACGAUUCCGCCCAGCAGCCGUGCUGAGUCCAUGCGCCACCCAGUGUACAGUAAGUUUCAGGCGCACAUGCAGAUAGCGGAGAGGAACAAGCGCCUGCAGAAUGCCGCUUCCUCCAACAAGGUGGAGACAUAUGCGGUGGCACCUCCCAGCAUCCUAGGCUCCUUCAGCGUGUUUGGCCACGCCACCGUGAAGACGCGCGACAGGAAGAAGAGCGUACCGGAACACCUUGUGCCGCCCCCCAUGCAGCAGGCCGAGAGCGAGCAGCACUUCCGCUAUGAGCACCCGACGUACUACUUCCAGGAGCAAACAAAGACAAAGCCGUUCCUCCCGUCACAGCAGAUCGAGGAAUUUCCGGCCGCGUACUCGUCCAUCGGACACGUCGAAAACUUCGAGCCAUUCUACAAGACGUUCUCGCACACAACGACUACGUUCGGGGACAGUGACGUCAAAUUCCUGCCGCAGUCGGUCGGCAUGCAGGUGAGCGGUUCUGCGUCGUUCCAGAAGCCCGGACAGGUGCAAGAUGUGCCACUUCACCCUAGCAGGCUGAACGGGGCGACAGGACCUCACUUGUCUGACCAUUCCUAUAUCCUCUCUGGGUCUACACCAUUCACAUCGUUCGAAGAUCAGGUGUACGUAACUACGUGGCCGUCCGCGCCACCACAGCAGAGGGAGCAGUACGUCCCGAAACCGUCCCUGCGACCAGCAGAGAAGUCGCGUGUCACCCGACCCUACUUCCAGGAGAUCAACAAGAACCGCGCUGAGAGUGAGGAGGGUUCGUUCACACCAACGAGCCAGACGUACAUAAGGAAACCCGUGUUCCUCGAGGAAACCACAAUUCCGUCCCAUCAUAUCAAUGAGGUGCGUAGGCGCAAACCAGUACUGCCCACUCCUCUUACCGAGGAAGAGAAUAUCGAUCAGCCCAAAGAACCGUACCCCUUCCCAGACUUCCAGAGCAAUGUGCGUUCCCAACAGUCGCAGGGAAUUCGCCUGCCGGCCACUUCCGUGCCGGAGGAAGGGGAAAUACUGAAGGAACAGGAUGUGCAGGACCAACGAACCAGACGACCUGUAAACCGCAUUCCAGCAACCUCGUUGGACAUAAUGCGUGUUCGGCGACCAAGCUACAGUCAGAAGCAGCCAGCAGGCGAACGCACGAGGCGACCAGUCAGCCGGAACAAGCCAUCCCAGGAAGAGCAAAAGCAUCGCAAACGACGGCCAAUCCUGGAGGAACUUACGACACAGCCGAGCAUCGCCGACGCGGAGGACACACCUACCGCGCCGCUGCUGCUCGACUCUUCUGAAUUCCAACUGAGAAAGAAAAUGCCCGCCUCCGACAGAGGACGGGGAAAGGAACGAACCCGUGCCCGCCCGCCCAAGCCGCUGACUACUGAGAAGCCGGUUACCGAAUCGCCGUGGAGUAGCGACGGCUACGUGUACGAUCCCGAGCUCCAAAGCACGUCACACGAGUUGUAUGAGCCUAAUACUUUCAACGAAGUCACUGACGAAGACUUCAUUUCUACCAAGUCGGGCUCUCAGACCACUGUUACCAGCACAACGACGACAACGCCCACCACCACCACCACCUCCACCACCAAACCGCCAUCUACUACCACCGCGAGAUCCAGGCUUCGUUUCCCGACCAACACGACGCGCCCGAGGUUCAGCCUCAGAGGCCACAAGGAGCGCUUGGAACGUUUGUCGGCGAUGACGAAGAAUCUAGAGUCCGAGACGAAGCCGGAAGAGAGCGAAACGAGUCGGGGGCGGAACCGCUCCAGAGGAAGCAGCACGCAAGAGGACGAGGAGCCGGACAGGGGCCGAGUGCGGCAGAGGGAAUCGCAGCAAGGGCGACUUCGCUCCUCCACAACCACCAGCACGGAGACAAGUGUGACCACAGUACCCAGCACGUCCGCAGAGCGAGUGAACCACUUCAAACCGAUCAGCAGCCGCUACCGACCCGGGGCUAGCAAACAUUACAGCGGGUAUCGAACCAGGACUACCGAGUCGGCGGGCGACGCCCACACCAGUGCCUCUUCCACAACGCCUCGCACGGUGGCCAAAUCCGCGUUUUCGGUGACCAGAAAGCCUUUCCCGCUACGGACACGGCCGCCACGCGUGACCACCAGCAGCAGCACCACCACCAGUACGGAGCAGGUGCAACCGGCAGAGGACUCUGCCGUCAGUGACAGCAAGCCAGUUUCCAUAGUCACGGAGGUCAGCAAGGAUAUCGCGAAUGACGAGGCCACGGAGGACAAGAUUCUUCCCGUGAUGUCCGAGAAGGUGGACACCACGACCACAGCCGACGAGGCUGAGCCGCUGGCCACCAAUCCGCCCUCAUCUGAGCAGGACACAAUUUCCCCCUCGCAGAUUGUAGCUGACCUCACAUCCGCAGCCAAUUCUGGCGGCUACUUCAGCAAGCACUCCAACUCCAACCUGAGGAUCACCAUGGCGACUGAGGACCCCAUCCUGCCCAUCGAGGCAUUCUUUCCAGUCAGAUCCAGCAGAGACGUCCUAAGCUAGCGCGGGCUUUGUUUAUUGUGUUUAUUUAUGAAUAUGAGGAGAUACCAAAGCUGACACAUUUCUCCGGUCCCGUGGAAUGUGAAAGAAGCAACGCGCCUGGGCGUAUCCUAUCCUUGUGUCAUGAACGUAACCAAUCAUUAGACGGAAGAGGUCAGGAGAUAACAAGAAAGCUAUUGUUCGUACAGAAAAGUAGUGUCAGCCGGGUGCUCUUCGCCCGGCUUAUGGGAUAAAUGCCUACUUAAACACUUCCUCUGCAGAUUUAAGGUUCAGGACAACAAAAAUUUAAGUACUUACGUUUUGCUAGAAGCCAAAUCCUUUGCAUGAAAGAACGGGCCACAUUUCAGUGGCUAAAUACCGUUUUAAACGCCAUGUUGGUUUGUGUUCAAACACAAGAAACCCGCCGGAACCAGAACUUUCAAACCGCGUUACAAACCCCAACUACUGAGACACAGCGGAAAUCUGAGUUACAUGUGCCCAUUUCACAUCUCGAGCACCGAAGUAACACGAAACUUCUGCUGUUUCGACUCACAAGUAUCUGGAAGGCGAGUGGCGACGCGGGUCCCAGUGGUAGCCCCAGGCUAAAAACAGUUCAGUUGGCACUGCAGAAAGUUGUUUUACCUCGUCCUAAUUAUGGUUUUUCUAGCGCAUUCCGUUUUCACUGAAACUGAGAGUUAAAUACAGUCUAAACAGAUAUCGAGGGUACCUGAAUGGUCGAACAUACUCGCCGUAUCCUGUACUUCGCCUGGGUCCUGUCUGAUCUUACUUAUGCAAAGGACUGUCUGGCGUAAACAGGAUCUGCAUCAGACUCGCAGACUGAAAUGUGUUAUGAGAGGACGUCUGUGAACUCUGAACUGGGAAGGACGUAGGAAAAAGAAUACUAGCCUAUUUUAAGUUACUAUUCUGGAAUUUGCAUUGCUUAACUGAACUGUCAAUAAUUAAAGCCAGCCUCCUGUUGGGAGUCUUGACCGGGAGACGAUCCGACUGUAACCAACACACAAUCUGCACCUCCACACACAAAAGUUUCUUCAAAUCUUCUUUCACUUUGUCCUAUAUGUGAUACGUCCACAACUUGAAUUUUGUGCUUUGUUGGCUGGUCAAAACUUGGAUGGACAUUUAUGUACUGUUGAUCACUCAGUAGCCAUGACAUCGGACUGGUAACAAAACUUUCAUUAAUUUGUUUUCUAUUAAAAUGGUCUGUAAAUAAACAACCAAAUAUUAUGUUUACAUUGAA